GUCCUUAUGACCUCAUCAGUUCGGCUCGCCUUUUUGGCGACGCUGUUGCUUCUGCUACCGUUAGAAGCUCAAAUUCAACAAGCAAACUCAGCAAACGUAAAUCAAAAUGUAGGCCAACAAGAUACGGGAACUCUUUUCACAGGAACAGGCACAAAUCUUUACUACGGAGUAAACCUUGUUCCAUUUGGACCAGAAGUUGGAGAUCAAGAAGUCAAUCCUGGUCUUUUGACAGCUGGACAGACAAUUGAUUUGCAUAUGUAUUUCCCAUUUUAUGGAGGAUUGUACAAUUACUCUACUCUCUCCGUGAAUGGAUACAUCGGCUUUGCCACUGUAUUGGACCAAGGACCAACGUUAAAUGUCGGACCAGAUAUGACUGAUUGGCCAAGACACGAGGAUCCAGCUAUGAUUGCUCCGUACCUUUGCAAGCAACAGAUCCCACAAAACCUGAACCCUGGAAUGCGUUCUGGAGUCUUUUACCGUUUGAUGAUGCGUCAAUCUCUGUUUGGCCGUCAAACUGGAAGUAACAUGAACAUGGGACAAGCCACGUAUCAAUCAUCUUUCUUCGGUCAAUCCGCCUCAAAAGCUUGUCCAGGAACUCCAGAUUCAUAUGUUAGAUGUGAUUCCCAAGCAGACUAUUUCCUCGAAGAAAUGCAAAGAUGGUUGAUCGAAGGAGUUGCUGGAGCAGCUGCAUUCCGUGCCGAUGCUGCGUUGGUUGUGACCUGGUAUAAUACAGCUUCUGCUAUUUCUGGAAGAUCUGAUAUUGAUUCUGGACAAUUGGCCACGUAUCAAGCUAUCUGGUUGACUGACAGAACCGCCCGUCUUUCCUAUGUAAUCCUCAACUACGAUCGUCUUGGAUUCGACGCCGCUGAUUUCCGACAAAAUUCGCGUUCGGGAAGAUGUCAGGCAUUGUUCAAUGGAGGAAACCAUACCGGACUUGUGCCAGUUGAUCCAACACAAGACUUCAAAAAUACUCCAAAAGUUCUUGCUCAAAGAUCAGGAGUUCCUCAAAUGGUCAGAGGAAGAUAUAUGUUUAGAGUUGAUGAUGUUGUUAGACCAGCCGGAUGCAGUAACAAAACUGGAGGAACUUAUCCAAUGUUGAUCUACCCAAACAUUGUGAACAUGCUCGGAGAAAUGACUGUAGAUGUGAAUGCAAUCUGUCUUGACAAGUCUCAAACCUAUAUUCUUAUGAUCGAACAACGUCAAACUGCCACUUGUACAGUACUGACUUCUGCGAUUGCUCGAUGCAAUCUACCAAAGAUUUUCGAUUGGGGAACUAAAACUGUAUAUUUCCAACCACAAUCCGGAGGUGCAAAUGAUGAAAAAGCAUUUGUUGGUUACAUAUAUUUUGUCCCACCAACGUUGGAUCCUAUGAGGUUAGACAUUGGAAAUGUAUACGAUUGGUUCAAAAAUCCUCUUCCCUACACAACAAUGCCUUUGGUCUGGUAUCCAAGAAACUUUACGAAUCCGGAAAUGACUCAGCAUAUGGAUCAAGUUCGAAUGAAUGAUGACACGCUUUACAGUACACAGCUUGGAUUGUAUGUUAUUGCAUACAGAGAAUACAAGGAUGACACUAUCAAAAAAUUCCGUCCGGAGCAUCGUGUGAUCUGUCGUCUGGCAACAUACUCAAACAGAAAUACUUAUGAAUAUCGUUGGAAACCACAGGAAGAACGAAUCAAUUUGUAUCAAGUUGAGCAAUGGUACAUGAAUGAUUGGGAACGUCAAAAUGAUUUGUAUCACUAUCGAUUUGGAUAUUUGAAGUUGGCUCCUUUGAAGACUAAUCAAGAACAGAAUCCACAACAAUUACUAUCUGGUCUGGUCUCUUCUCCGAUUUCUCUUCACUUCCUGUGGACAUCAAACAAUCCUCAAUUUGCUACAACAACUUAUUCCCAACAGGAUGAAUCGGCUCGAACUGAAUAUGUGAAGAAGAAGUCAUUGGAAAUGUGUCAUGAUUGGUACGAUGAGGAUGGAGCUCAAUGGAACUUUAUCAGAGAUACGGAAACUAACUCUUCCUGUCCAUGCAUUGAACGUCAAGCCAUUGCUGAUAUUGGUAGAUUUAUGCCACAUCCAAGAUGUUCACAAGCUUUCCGUGAUAUCACUUGUACCACUUCAAUUGGCUCUAGAAAUUGUUACAUGAGCUCGCAAAAUGUUAUGACUACUUAUGCAGGAGAUGGAAGACAAUACAAUGAAAAUCUUGCUCGCUUCCCAACUCACUAUGGUCAAGUCUGCUGUUACGAUGAUCAAGGACAUCUGAUGCAAACAUCUUAUCAACCAGUUAUUAAAGUAACACCUGAAGUUCCAUACAACCCUGGUUUCCCAAUGAGAGCCUACGAAUUUGGAACAGCUCCUUACAUGGGACAAUAUGAAGUACCGGGUCUAUCAGCAUUCCAUAACGACUAUAUGCCAUAUUUCCUGUGCUGUAAAUUUGCGGAUUUUCGAUGUCAAAUGUUCUAUUGGAGACGCCCAUCUUCUGGAUGUCAAGAGUAUCAGCCACCUGCAUAUGGAGAAGUUAUGGGUGCAGGAACAUUCAAUACGAUUGAUAAUGAUAAAUUCAUUUUCAACGAACCGGGAGUUUACAACGGAUUGUAUAUUCCACAUACUCUUUCUACUCCAGAGGUGAAAGUUCAGAUUCGAAUGGAGAGAUAUCCGAAUAGAAGAGUCGAUUUCAGUCUUCUCGGUAGAUACAUGGCACAGCAAGAUCUUGUACAGCCAACCAAUGCAACUGUUGUUACCGGAGUUGUUCUUGAAGCUACUGGAACUGAUAGAGUACACGUUGUUGCAAGAAAGGAUACAAGAAGAUUCAGAUACAGAACUUCUAUUAUUGUUGGAAAUAUUCUGCGAUACUUCGAUACAAUGAGAAUUCAAAGGUUUAAGGGAGUGAUGAUUUAUGUGAACAACGUCGAACGCGGUCAGCCAGAAAUCUACGUAGUUCUCGAAGAAGCUCAGAUCGGAAUACGUGUCCGUGAAUCAUAUGCAAUCGAUAUCGAUCGUCUCUCUGAAUAUCAAGAAUCUAUGGGAAUCCUCAACAUUGCUGUCUCAGUGCCUCCACAAUACGGGGUUCGUCCAGACGGAGACAAGACGAGAGAACAAGAAAUCCGACAGAGAUACAACUUGCCACGUGUCAGUGGAGUAUUCCGACCAUUCCCUGAUCAAUCAUCUGGAAGUUAUCUGAACACUCUCACAUUGAAUGAUGUUAACUCGGAAACUUAUAGACAACAGAUCAUCAAUAUGUAUAGAGUCCAAGGAUCAGGAGAACCAGGAUCAGAUCAGAAUAUCAAUAAUCAAGGGAACAACUAUGGUAUGCCAACAGAAAAUAUGUUCACAACUUCGAGAGACGAAGAUAAGAAGUUUGAAGUAUUCCCUGAAGCUCAAAUGAAAAGUGGACCCAUUUUCAAGACUUCUCCUAAAUAUGAAACUGGCGCCUACCGAUUCUAUCCGAUGACUGGUCAAGUUCUGAAUCAGAGACUUCAGACAUGCAGAGAUAUGCAACAGAAUACCAACAUCAACAUGCAGCCACUUCAAUCCCAACUUACUGGUGAAUACGGUCAAACUCAGUGUCCAGACAAUCCAUCCUCGAUUAUUCAAGAUUGUGGAGACUCUGUACCAUGUCUCUAUGAUUAUUAUAACUUCAAUGCAAAACUUUUGGGAUUGAAUGUAAAGAAUGAGUGGAACACGUUUACUUCUGAUCGAUUCGAUGCUUCACGACAGUACAAUAGCUGUGGUGUGAUCAAUAUCGAAUAUCCAGAAUAUUUGAUGAAAACUUCAUCAAUGUCAUCUGCUUACUUACAAGGAGAUGUUGCCCGAUUCGAGUGUUUCCAAUCACAUUGGAUCUAUGGAGUUCAUGAAUAUAAAUGCGGAAUUGUUGUGGAUCGAAAUCAACGAAACAUCAUUGAUCCACGCGAUUAUCGUUUUGAAUGGAACAAAGGAGAACAGCCAUGGUGUAGAUCAAGAGAAAAACAGAAUUUCUUGACUUGGCUUGCGAUUAUUGGUGGAAUAUUUGGAGUAUUAGUAUUUGUGAUUCUCAUUUUCUUGUGCUGUUGGAUUGUGAAACAGAAGAAAAAGGGAGAAGCAGCAGAAAGAAGAGGAUACGAUAUGGCAAGCAGAAGCUCAAUGACUGGAAGUCGUGGCGGAAAGAAGUAUCCAAUUCACGAAUCAGAGCCAUUAAAUGAGAAACGUUUUGAUGCAGAUACGUACAGAGAUGAUGAUUUUUAUCCUCCUGCAAGAGAAGAACAAUACGCUGCUCGAAAUGAGGAUCUACACGGACUCAAGACUUCUGUAUAAUCAUUUUAAAAGUUAUCUCAUUUUGUAAUUCCUUUGUGCACAACGAUGGAACACAUUUCCUUUUAAUUACUUUUUUAAAGGAAAUGCAUUUAAUUGUAAAAAAGUGCAUUUGAUAUUUAACAAAAAUGGUCUCAUUCUCUCUUCAAAUCCUUUCAUUCUGCCAAUUUUCGAAUCGAAAACCUGCAAACAUCCUCUAUUUUUCUGUGAUUUUUCUUUUGCCUGGAAAGGUGCGUAUUUAUUUUAAGUAUAUGUUUGAAUUGUGAAUAUACCCCCAUGACUGAUGAUGAUUUUUUCUUUCCUGGUCCCACGUUCCUAUUUUUAGGUUUCAAAGUUUUAUGUGUUCGUUUUUUUUUUCGGAAAAAAAAGCUAUAGACUCU
This is a messenger RNA of Caenorhabditis elegans, 4655 nucleotides long. RefSeq lists its product as uncharacterized. Gene Ontology annotation, cellular component: membrane. NCBI's taxonomy places the organism in Eukaryota, Metazoa, Nematoda, Chromadorea, Rhabditida, Rhabditidae. Gene Ontology annotation, biological process: cell-matrix adhesion. The transcript is spliced from 16 exons. Bases 7 to 4278 code for a protein of 1423 amino acids. The record is from RefSeq and is marked reviewed.